Messenger RNA from Suillus subalutaceus, 2243 nucleotides. RefSeq lists its product as uncharacterized. Lineage: Eukaryota; Fungi; Basidiomycota; Agaricomycetes; Boletales; Suillaceae. Bases 372 to 2243 code for a protein of 623 amino acids. The transcript is spliced from 15 exons. The record is from RefSeq and is a predicted model, not a curated record. Gene Ontology annotation, molecular function: oxidoreductase activity, acting on CH-OH group of donors; flavin adenine dinucleotide binding.
CAUCGUAUCUCUCUUUUGCCAUGUAACCGGCUGCAGACGACACCUCACGAUAUCUCCGAGGCUUUACUUGCCGAAGAGCGGUGGUGCCGCAAGGCUGUCAGCCGGACGAGCGAAGGCGAGCACCCUGAAGGACACACCCUAAAGAUCCGGCUCUCACCCUCAAUUUCGCAUUUAAUGUUGCAUCCUGGAUGUACACGAUCGAUCACCGGCACCCACCUCGUUCUCGUAACGGCAUUAGUUUCGCACACCGGAUGUCAGUUCCACAAGUACUUUCGUGACAGCAAAACAACUGUCUCUAUAUAGUAGUGGGUCUUUAGAUAUCUCUAGUCCACACCCUCCCCGUACUAAUCUUUUUUACCCCCCACAUAGCCAUGAUUCAUAACGAUGCGUUCGCGAGGCUGCCCAACCUUUUGAAUCUCCUUCAGGCUCAUACUGGUACCAAAUCAAGACUUUUUCUUGGUGUGACAGCUAGUGCUGUGGCCUUAACGAUCGUCUUGAAGCAGCUCAAUGUGAAACAACCGAAGCUCAUAACGGACUACGCGAAAGUAGCGAGGGAACUAAAUAAUAACGGACUUGAGUUUGAUGAAUGGGACUUCAUCAUUGUUGGAGGAGGCACGGCAGGGUGUGUUCUGGCAUCGCGCCUCUCUGAAGACCCGAACACGCGGGUUCUCCUUAUUGAGGCUGGUGGAAGCUCCAAAGAUGUCAAGCCCCAGCAGCACGCAGGCAACAAGAAAAAAUAUUGGCCUCGCGCCAAACUCCUCGGAGGAUGCUCUGCUAUGAAUGCUAUGAUGGCGCAAUACGGUGCACCGUCUGAUUUUGAUGAGUGGGCGGAAAUUGCUGGUGAUAAGUCCUGGUCGUGGACUAACUUCAGCAAGUAUUUUCGCAAAUUCGAAAAAUACAACCCAGACCCGCGCUUUCCACACGUUGAUCCCCUCCUUCGCGGUGCCAAUGGGCCAGUUGAGAUUGGAUACAACGCACACAUCUGGCCUGGCUGUGCAGGCUUUGUCCGAGCGAGCAUGAACGUUGGCAUCCCUUUCUCGCCCGAUUUCUGCACGACCAAAGGGACGCAGGGGACAAAUAAGAUCAUGACAUACAUCGAUAGCAAGAGCACUCGUGUAACUGCUGAAUCUGCAUACCUCACUGAUGACGUCCUUUCUCGUCCAAAUCUGACAGUCGUCACCUAUGCCCGUGUUACCAAGGUACUCUUUGACACCUCCAGUAGCAUCCCACGUGCAAUAGGCGUUGAGUUUGCCAGUCAAUCUGAUGUGGGCAUAGUUGGACCCAAGUUCCAUGCACGGGCGACCAAGGAAGUCAUCGUCUCCGGCGGCUCCAUAUACUCUCCCCACAUCUUGAUGCUUUCUGGCAUCGGUCCAGCUGUCCAGCUUUCACGUCACAACAUACCCGUCGUGCUUGACGCUCCCGGAGUCGGUGCUAACCUCCUAGACCACCCAGCAGUCCCUCUUCGGUUUAAGGAAAAGACGGGAAAGGCGUUCAACCAUCUUACGCCUUACAACACGCGCACGAGGUGCUUGUUCAUGCGAGACCUCCUGCGAUAUCAACUGUGGGGCACUGGCCCAAUCGCUUCAAAUAUCGGCGAGGCUGUAGCAUUUUUCCGAUCAGACGAUCCUGUGCUUUUCCCGCCUGCGGAGUACAAGCAUGAUAUCGAGGACGCCAACUCGGGCACAGAUGCGCCUGAUAUCGAGCUUAUCAUGUGUACUGCCGCAGCGCGUGCACAUAACUUUCUGGGGAAAAAUUUAGAGGCAUAUCAAAUACUUAUUGUCUUAUUACGUCCCACAAGCAAAGGAUCACUCCUUCUCAAGUCUGCCAAUCCUUGGGAUAACCCGCUCAUAGACCCUAGCUAUCUUGAAACCAAGCAUGAUGUUGACGUGCUUGUUCGUGGCGUCCGUGCUGCCUUCAGAAUCGCACACACAGAACCCAUGUCCACCUCCGUCACCGACGUGCAUAGCACGCACCCUGAACUUGAUCAUCACAUCUCUCGUCUCAGUGAUGCAGAGCUUGUUGAUGUUGUCCGGGAUCGCGUAGAGACGCUAUAUCACCCGGUAGGGACGUGUGCGAUGGGUCCUGGUGGGGUCGUGGACUCGAACUUGCGUGUUCAUGGCACUCAGGGUCUCCGGGUGUGUGAUGCAAGUAUUUUCCCCAAGUUGCUUUCAGGACACCCGACCGGUGCAAUUAUCGCGACAGCGGAGAAGUUGGCGGAUGUUAUCAAGGCUCAAUACGCAUGA